Molecule: messenger RNA, 8240 nt
Organism: Magallana angulata
Lineage: Eukaryota; Metazoa; Mollusca; Bivalvia; Ostreida; Ostreidae
Exons: 19
Coding region: 325-7092 (2255 amino acids)
Molecular function (GO): protein binding
Source: RefSeq, a predicted model, not a curated record
GAAUGAAGAAGAUCCCAUAUUCAUCUUUCCUGUCACAUUUCAGAUGUGAAAUGAAGAGACAUUUUUUGAGAAACAAUGGAGUGGGAUAAGCUGUCAAGGCUUUUUAGAUUGUUUCGAUCAUUGAUCGGCUGAGGAGGAUAUAAGACACCGGAGUCACCCCCCAGGUAACAGAUGGUCCAGGUGAUUUUGUAUUCACACCUGUUACAGGGGUAUUGAUGCCUCAUCCCACAGACACUUAUCAUAAGUUACCUCUUGAUUCAAUUUACUGCUGUUUGUUCUCGUUUGGAUUUCAAAAUAAAAACAUGAAUUCUCGAUAAAAUAGCAAUGGAGAAAUCUUCAAAAAAGUUAAAGCUAGACUCGGAGGCCAUUCACUCCAAUAUGAAGUCCGGUGACCCUUUGGAUGUCGGUGAUUUGGACUACCUGAAUGACAUUAUUCCAUACAGAUGUCCGAAAUGUAGAGAUGAGAGAAAGUUCUCUUCUCUCUCCGAUUUACGCCUACACCUUGAUAAAAACCAUUCCUACCAGGUUGGGUACGUGAGACCUCGAGCAAGGAUGCAAGUCUUUGACGCAAAGUCUGAAAAAACAAAGGAAAAUAACUCAAUCGAUGAAGGAAAAAGGAAAACAAGUUCACCUCGGUUGGAAAUCAGGUCAUCAGAUGGAAGAUCUUCACCGCUUCUCCUGAGCUUUAAGGAAGAUGCCAGGAUUCUCGAGAGUCAACUGAGGGCUGCCAAAGAAGCUGAAAUGAGAAACAAAGAAAGAUCUUACCACAGAAAGACAGGACAUGUGAAUGAAUCAGGCACAAUUGACAGUCUACAUCAAAAACUGAUGUCUUCCAGGAAUCAGCAAUGGAAGGCUGAGGAGGCUCUGUACAGUAUAGACAGUGUUCUGGACAAUUUGGAAAAGUCUGUAGAAAUGAGAUUCCGAGAUCAAAGGGGUGUUAUCAGUGACUUGGCCUCGAGUCUAGACAACAGAGAGGAGCAGUUAAGUCAAGCUAACCUCACCCUAAAAAGUCUGCAAAAAGAGCGGCAAAAAUUGAUGAGAGAGACGCAAGAAGUGUUAAAGCAGAGCGAAAUCAAGAACGAGAGACUGAAGUUUGAGCUAGAGAGAAGAGACGACGUUCUCCACUCUGUCAAGUCCCAGCUCCAUGAUCUGAGAGUUAAAACCGAGGAGAGUAUUAGACUCAGGGACAAUGAGUUGAUGCUGACCAAGGACAGAGUUCAUCAUUUGGAGUUGGAGAAGGAGACCUUGUUGAGAGAUGUUGAGGAGCUGAUGAGGGCCUCUGAUCAGGACAGUGUUCAUCUGAAACAAGCUCUGGGAGCAAAGGAGAGGCAGCUUAAAUUAGUCAAUAAUGAACUACUUAAAAUCAGAAAUGAGCAGUCUGACCUAAUGAAUGAAAGUGUGAAAUUGUAUGAAGCAGCAGAAAUGGGCAAUGAGAAGCUGAAGAAAGUUAUUCAGACCAAGGACAGCAAACUUCAACAGGCAGAGAUGGAGCUUUUAAAGUUAAGGAAGAUGCAGGAUGAUUUAGUGUGUGAGUCCCAGCUGUUGACAGAGCAGGCCGACAGUCACAGUCAGGCCAUGAGGGGGGUUCUGAUAGAGAAGGAGGCCGCACUCUCCACACUGAGGCAGGAACUGGACAGAGUGGUUCACGAAAGAGACAAGCUGCUUACGGCUGGGGAGACUAGGGCAACAGGAAUAAAUUCAGAAGCCAUUAAGAGAGAUAAACCAGUGAACAGCUCCCUCGAACAAGAGAAAAUUAGGCAAGAAUUGGACAGAGUGGUGAAGGAGAGGGACAGACUUCUUAUGGCGUUAGAGACUAGGGCACCAGUGAACUUCGAAGCCCAUCAGAGACAUGUAGCAGUAAACAGCUCCACCCAGGAACAAGAAGAAAUGAGGCAGGAACUGGAGAGGGUGAUGAAGGAGAGGGACAGACUGAUGGAGGUCAUGGAAAGGUCACCUGUAAGGGGUCAUGUGAUGGAAGGAACUAGUGAGACAGAUGGAGACAGUGCCCUUAUGAAGGAGGAAAAAUUAGUUCAAAGGCAGAAUGCAUCACAGAAUCAAAGGGUGGUAACUCCUGUACUAUCUGUAAAUGAUGCUGACAUUAGUAAACUUCAGUCUGAACUAGAAGAAAAACAAGCUCAUUUGGAAAAGAAAGAAAGGGAACUUGAAUCCUUAAAGAAGUUUAUCAACACUACAGCAGAGAAGGAGAUGGUGGGAAGGCAGAAACUGGAGGAGUUCAUCAGCGAGCUGAUUGAUCGAGCGGACCAAGCUGAGAGGGAGCUCGAGCUGAUGAGGAGGAAAUCAAGGACCGCUCAUCCCACAAAGGAUCCAAUGGAGGAUAGAGAUUUUCAAAAAUUGCACAGAAGUCCAAAGCAAAAUACAUUGACUACUUCACCUGCUAACCAGAUGCAAUCGCACAAUACAUCAGGGACAUCAGGUCUGUAUAAUUCGGUUGCCAGACAUCUUGUGGAGGCUACAGUUGAACCAUGGCCGAACUCCAUAGCACCUUCGACAUUGAACCCAACAAAGAAAUCUGCAUCUUCAUCAGAGAGUGAAAAUACUCAAAAUGGUAUAAAAUCCAAUGUACAAGGAAAGAAAGUUCCUCCUCCAAUUAGAGGCAGGACAUAUCACCCAAAGGAGACACCUCCUGUCAGAUCAUUAUCACAUCAGUCCUCCCAUGAUUCAGAAGUUGAGUCCCCUGAAAGCAAGACAAAAAACCAGCCAAGAAAAUCAGAAACUAGCAGACCACUAGCUUAUCAGUCCUCCAAUGAUACAGAAGUUAUGCCCCUUGAAAGCAGGAAAAAACACCAGCCAAGAAAAUUAGGAUCCGACAGAGCGUUACCUCAACAAUCGUCAAAUGAUUCAGAAAUCAUGUCGGAUGAAGAUUCAACAGAGUACUCCCCCUUGCCAACUAAUAAAAGAUAUUCAGAUAAUAAGGAGCAGUUUCAAAGAACCAGUUCCAACCAAUCAUACAUCUCACAAAGACAUGGGUGGAUGGACCCAGACUCGGUACUGUACAGCGAGACAAUGGACGAUCCAGACCUGGAGAGAAUCAGUGUGGACUCAUUCAAUGGACUGCCACUAGAACUCCAUCAAAUCAGUGGAGGUAACCCUAAUGUGGUGUAUGUGCCAUUCAACAGGAGGACGGGACAGCCAAUCAGACCCCACCUUGACCCAACCAGACAUCUGGACCCAAACAGUGACCCAAAUCAGCAACAAAAUCAUGACAUUGAUUCAACCCCAAUUCAAGUAGAGGCCUCAGACAAAAUGGAAUCUAACAAGACAGACCUCUCAGAAAGCAGUACUUACAGUCAUUCAGAGUUCAAAGAAAUAAAACCAAGAGACUCCCCAGAUAAGGGUAGUCAUAGAGAAACAAGUCGCUUUAAGAGUGAGUCUCCCUCUGAAAAAUUGUCAAAGCCUCCAAAAAGAUGUGAGCAAAAACCAGAAAAAGACAGAGAGGAGAACAUUGUUAUGAAGAGUAUUGGAGUAAUGGCCAAUAUCCCCUCAUUUCAAGGAACAACCACAGAGUCAGAAUCUUGUGAAGAAAUGGAAAUGGCUGAAAAUUCUCUCUCGGAUGUCAAAUCAUUUUCAGAGGACUAUCCAUUGGAAAAACAGGAUUCAUUUGAAAAAGAGUUAGAUGAUAACGGCAUCAUUUGGGAUUUGGAGGACCACUCCCAUCAUUCUUUGAUGGAGUCCAGGAGGUUUAGUCCAUAUGGAAGUGAAAUGAAAAGUCCUUCCAAUCAAGGCGUAGAUUUUGAUGAGUCCGAUUCCUUAGACAGCGUUCCAGUAAAGGACCAAAGUGGGGAAAGCAGUGAGUACCACUCAGCAGGGCUGGGAGAGGCUAAAUUAAACAGUCUCUCAUUUAACACGUACCCUCCUCGCAAAAAGCAAGUCAAUUUCCAGACUCUUUCAGAACACAGCGAUCCUGUGAACUAUAACAAGAGGCCAAACAAAUGUAGGGGUUAUCCCAGGAAUGAGGACUACAGGCUUCUGGAUAAUGAAACAGAUGAAGAUGAAUAUGAGGAGGAUAUUCAGAGAUGGAGAAACUUCACUGCAGAUAUAAACACAGAUCUAGAAAGAAAAACAAAGACUGGUGACCAUCAACCCAGGCAUUACUCUUCGACAGGAAGGUAUAAAAGUCCUACAUCAUCUACUAAGAGUUCAUAUGAAAAAUCACAAUUGUUUAACAGACCAGAGCCACGUGCUGGUGGACAGGGUUUUGCAUGGCAAAGGGAGGCUUAUCCAAUGCAUUUACAACCUUCAAUGCUCCCUUUUGGGGAGCCAUUGCAAAGAACAAUGUCUUCUCCAGGACUUUACAAGAGAUUUAUGAUGAAUGAAGAUGUUCCCUAUUUUUACCAAAAUCUCCAUUCAUCAUGGAGACCAUCUAUUCAGAGAGGAAGAUUCACACAAGAUGUAGGAAAAAGACUCAGCUCUAGUUUGUCAAACCUUAACACACGAGCAGGCCAAGAGCUUACUCCUAGGACCUCUGUCUGUAAGGAUUCAUCUACACAAACAUGGCUGCUGGAUCGACAGCUUACAGAAAAAGAUCUCCAUUACAUGGAGGAAAUAUCAAGUUCUGUCUCAUCCCCUGAAAAAAAUUCAGGCAGAAUGUCUCAAAUUCGGUGCAAAGCAGAUGAAGUAAUGCAGAAAUCAGAGUCAAAGUUAGCUGAUGUCAAGCCCAGUAGCAACAGUCCAUGUCUUUCUAGCAGACACCCCUCUUCCUCAGUCUGUCUGGGAAGUAAUGAGAAUACAGAUAAAAAUAUGUCUGGAAGUAUGAAAGACUUCAAAAGUAACAAAUUUGAAAAGUCACAGAACAUAUCUUCCUCAACUGAUAUCUCAGACAACAAAAUUUUCCAAGAGUCUAAUUGCAGCAAACCUCAAUCUGGCUCCUCUUGCCUCCAAAAUGAUGACAGUAGAAAACAUCACUCAGAUAAGAAUAAUGGAAGCCAUGAAAAAGGCACUGAUAACACUGAUGGUGAUAGCCAAAGAAGUGCAAAUUCUAGCUUGGGAGAAGAACUGAGCUUUCCACAAUCAACUGAAAACUCCACAAGUUCAGCCAAAAAUCUUUCUCAGAGAACCUCAGAUGGACUUGGUAUUGUUGGAAACAAAUGUACUGUAUCAGCUCAUAACCCAGCAAAUGAUGAAAGUAAACACAGUUCAAACAGUAUCAGCUCAGUCUCUGUGGAUUCUGAAAAUUGUGAUAAGUCCAAAAACAGUGCUUCCUUAAACAUUGAAGAAAAUUUGAAACAACUCUCAAAACAAUCAAGUGAUGUUAAAGGACUGGAUGUAUCGACCCCAAAUGAUGAAUAUGUCAAAGAAGAUGCUAAGCAGGAUUUUACUAGGAGUGAUUCAAAGUCAGGAGACAGCCAUCCUGAAAGUCUGAAUAAAACAGAUCUGUGCAGUAAUGUUCAGGACAAUACAAAGUGUAAAGAUGUUGAAUAUUCAUCAAAAGGUUCCUCUGCAAAAUCAACAUUGAGCAAAUCUAAUGAAAAUAAAUCCAUGGAAUUAAAUGGUAGUGGGUCACAAGCUGACAGUAAAACUAUGAGUGAUUCCAAACAAUCAGCUGACAGUCAAACUAUGAGUGAUUCAAAACCACUAAGUGUUUCACAGAGGAGCAGGCCUUUAACCCAUCCACACCAUGAUGAAGAUGAUGACACUUCCAUUAUGACUGAUCUCAGUCUUGGUUCCAGUGUGGCUGACAUCAGCAACCAGAGCUCCAACUUCAGUAACUUCUUUAACCAAAGGAAGACAGGAGGAGACAGGGUGGAAGACCCUGAUAAAGACAGGGACUGCCAUGAUGAGCAGACAAUGGAGGAUGAAGUUCCCUCUGAGGCUUCAAGAGAGCAGUCACAUUCACUGAGUGAAUCAGAGACAAGUGAAGGGAUGCAGGGUAGGAGAAAUUCAGUGAAACUCCAGAAACAGAAGACAAUGCCUGUAGUAGCAGAGUUUGAACCCUUUACCAUGGCUUUUGAGGGUGAUACAAAACCUCCAGUGUUCUCUGAGGUGCAGGAGACGGAAGAUGAGGAUGACCUGUCCACACUGGACAGCUGUAGUGUGACUCUCAACAGUGCAGAUGAAAUGAGGGCACCAACAAUGAGCAGGCGAGAGGAAACAAGGAAGCGAAGACAGGCGCUACAAAAGAUAUUCCGUUUUCUGGACGUCGACUCACUUCUUGUUGUGGCCCAGGUCUGUAGAGAGUGGAAAAAGGUCAGCCGCAACAGGUCGCUGUGGAAACGUGUGGUACUGGAAAAUAAAAAGUGUUCAUCAAAGUUCUUGAUCAGUUUGUCCAAUUGGUGCACCAGUGUAAAACAUUUGACCUUGAAAAAUCUUUCACCACGAGACCAAAGGCAAACAGAAGCAGAUGAUGUCUACCAGAGUUCCAUCAGAGGGAGCCUUGAGAUGGGGCUGGAGAGACUUCUACAGGUGUGCGAAUCCACCCUACAGUCCCUCUCCAUUGUUAACUGCGGUACUCUGCUAACUGACAAGAGUAUCUGGCUGGCUAGCUGUUACAGUCGCAUGCUGCGGAGCGUGGAGUAUCUCUCCUCCUCUUUCCCUCUGGGUCCUGAUGUUAUGUACGCUUUGGGAGCUGGAUGUCGGGACAUAACAACUCUAAAGAUCCACCCUAUCUAUCCUUGUGAAAACGAGGAGAAGUUUUCCAACAAAUGCCUCCAGAUUGUGUCCCAGUUUUGUUCAGACCUUGAAGUUUUGAGUAUUGGCGGUUCUAAAGUAGAUAUAAAUGGCUUAGUUCUCAUAGCCAAGGCCUGUCCUAGACUCCAGCACUUGGAGCUCCAUCACAGUCAGGAGAUGACCUCAGAUGUUGCUGUGGCUGUCUGUCGACUCGGGCUGAAACAGCUUCUCACCCUGGCAUUUAUACACACGCCUGUCACAUCAGAUGCAUUGAAACACUUCUACAAAUCCUGCAAGCACCUUAAAGACGUCCAAGUUUCCUUGUUCAUAUCAGACUUCUAUCAGGGUAAAGCGGAAAAAGAGGACACUAAACUCAAGAAGUGGCAGAAAUUUGUAAAGGAUAUCAAGAGCCUAGAGCGAAUUCCUGGUCUCGGGAAUAUUCUGAAGCUGAGCCUACAAAACACCUAAAUAUGUUCCAUAUUUCUCCAACAAUAUACAUUAUAUUUAUGUUUUAAAUUAAUUUAUUCAUCAUUUCUUGCCACAGGACAUAUACCGGUAAUAUGGCAUUUUAUACAGUCAGUAACCUAGAAUGAAACUACCAUUUUAUAAAGUUUUUUUUAUGUAGGGUGUUAUGUUUAUUUUUAAAAGAAGAACUUUGGUAAGCAAUAUAUGUACUCAUUUCUGAUCAAUUUGUUCAUGCCUAAUGCAAUGAAAUAAUGUUAUUAAAACAAUGUAUUAAAUAUACUCUCAAAGUUCAAUUAUAUGGCAUCAUUAUUUACAUUAAAUUUAGUUUUUAAUCAUAGAAAACAUAUUUGAGUGAAGUGUCUGUACAAUCUGUGACAUUUUUUUCAUGAUGGAACUCACAUGGAAGAUAAGCAGUAAAUAACUGCCGAUUCCUUAUUUAAUGCCAGUACUUAAUUCCAUUUUUCUGUUGCAGAUUGUUAAGAAUAUAAAAUUGCAAAUGCCAAACUUUUUAUUGUAUCUUAUAUAGUUCACAACUAUCAGAAAAUGAAUUGCGAGAUUUUAAUACCUGCGAAGGGUGCCUCUUGCGAUUUUACACACCUAUUGAUUCAUGUUCAACUGGGAAUCUACAACAAUUUAAACAAUCAAAUAAGUUCACUGAUUUUAGAGACUCUGUGUUCAAUAGUCUAAAGAACACAGAUAGUAGAUUCAAAUCUUGCAGGAAAAAACAAUUUGAUGAUUUCAAGUGGUUUAUUCAAUUUUUUUUUUUGAUAUCAAGUGAUUAACCAACAAUUGGUGUACAAGUAUGUACCAGCACUUUCACAGAAAAUAUUUUAAUUUGAUUGACGUAAAUACAAUCACAUGUAAAGGUGCUAGCAAAUUUGCCAAUAAAUACAAACAAGUUGACAACAUGAUUCCAUUAAAAGGUGUGCAUUAAAGUCUUGAGAUAUUGAGUCUUAUACAUUCCCAUUUACAGCAAUUUUGGUAUCAUGAACGAAAAUGUUGACCUAUCUCAAGGUGUCCUUGUUGGUAAGGUAAUUAAUUAUUCAGCUGUAUCUCUACAUGUUCGAUACAGUUCAGCAGGAGUUUCAAUAAUUGUCAAUCAUCACAAUUUUCUCACAGAAUGCCCAAAUAACAACAUACAAGAAAACAAA